GAAGAAGAAGAAGAGGAAGAGCUGAAAAGAACAAAAAUGGAUCACAAGAAGGCAACAGUGUGCAUUCUUGAUGCUUCUUCAUAUGCAGGCUUUUGGAUACUAAAAGGGCUUUUAAGUAGGGGUUAUAAAGUACAUGCAGCCAUCCAAAACAAUGGAGAGACAGAGAUAGUAAGGAAAAUUAGAGAGAUGGAAAAGAUGGAGAAGGAGAAGCUAGCUGUAGAUGUUCUUGAUUACCAUAGCAUUCUUGUUGCUUUGAAGGGUUGUUCUGCUUUGUUCUGUUCUUUGGAUAAUCCAGAUGGAUAUGAUGAUGUAAUGGUGGAUUUGGAGGUGAGAGGAACAAUCAAUGUGGUAGAGGCAUGUGCACAAACAGAGACUAUAGAGAAGAUUGUCUUCAGUUCUUCUAUAACUGCAGCAAUUUGGAGGGAGAAUAUUUGCUUGGAGAAGGAUGUAGAUGAGAGGUCAUGGAGUGAUCCAGAGUUCUGCAGGAAAAUGAAGUUAUGGUAUGCUUUAGCAAAGACACUAUCCGAACAGGCUGCUUGGGCACUAGCAAUGGAUAGAAUGUUGAACAUGGUUUCCAUUAAUGCUGGAGUAGUUCUUGGGUCUGGUGUUGCUCAACAAAAUUCUCUACCCACAAUGUCCUAUCUUAAAGGAGUGGCUGAGAUGUAUGAAAAUGGAGUCCUAGCAUUUGUUGAUGUGAACUUUCUUGCUGAUGUCCAUAUUCGAGCUUUCGAAGAUCAGUCAACAUGCGGACGGUACCUCUGCUUCAAUCAGGUCAUUAACACCGACGAAGAGGCUAUGAAACUUGCACAAGCCUUGAGCCCUAUUAUCUCAUUACCACCAAGGUAUCAAUGCCAAGAAAGUGUGACCUAUACAGAGAGGCUGAGGAAAAAGAAAUUACACAAGCUGUUAGAGAUUGCUGCCUAAUAUAUAUUAGAUGUGCUUAUGAUGUAAUUCCUCCUUGUUGCUAUUUCCUGUCGAUUUCAUUGUAAUUAUUGCUUUUUGUUGGCUU
This is a messenger RNA of Telopea speciosissima, 1009 nucleotides long. Its product is annotated as cinnamoyl-CoA reductase-like SNL6. Gene Ontology annotation, molecular function: oxidoreductase activity, acting on the CH-OH group of donors, NAD or NADP as acceptor. The record is from RefSeq and is a predicted model, not a curated record. NCBI's taxonomy places the organism in Eukaryota, Viridiplantae, Streptophyta, Magnoliopsida, Proteales, Proteaceae.